Drosophila suzukii is the source of this 1425-nucleotide messenger RNA. It is a transcript of the gene mRpS29, whose product is annotated as mitochondrial ribosomal protein S29. Gene Ontology annotation, biological process: apoptotic process. Gene Ontology annotation, cellular component: mitochondrial small ribosomal subunit; mitochondrial ribosome. NCBI's taxonomy places the organism in Eukaryota, Metazoa, Arthropoda, Insecta, Diptera, Drosophilidae. The record is from RefSeq and is a predicted model, not a curated record. Gene Ontology annotation, molecular function: structural constituent of ribosome.
UAAUUUCUCGGACGCACUGCCCAUCAGGUCGUAGGUUUCCAGCUCUUAUUUAACAAGUAUUUGACGAUUUCUUAAUGAAAAUGAUCCGGAAUCGCUUUGGCAGCUUGUCGCGCGUCUCUGUCCAGUUGCAGCGCCAUGUCCAGCAGAUGUCCACGAAUGCAGCAGUGGCUCCGGCGGAGGGAACCACCAUCAAUGAGUUCAGGACGGCUGUCAGCAAUCCCGGCGAGCACUCGGCAGUGCAGGUGGCCAAGUUCUACACCAUUCCCGCGGAGCAGAAGAAGCAGAUCUUCGGAGGCGGCGGCCUACCCAAGCAGUACGAGCAGCAGAUCAAGACCUUUACGGAGGCUUGUCUGAUGGUCCGGAAUCCUGCCCUGGAACUGCUGCAGUACAUCAAAGACACCGACUUAACCAAGCCAGUGGUGCGAUAUGUGCUGUAUGGAGAGAAUGGAACCGGCAAGACCCUGACCAUGGCCCAUGUGCUGCACUACGGUGCCCUCAACGACUACGUGCUGGUCCACGUGCCCUGGGCGCCCAACUGGAUGAAACGGCCAAAGGAAGCGUCCAAUGCCGCCGGCCAGGAGGGCAUGAUUGACCUGCCCUUCGAUGCGGCCGCCUGGCUGGUGCACUUUAAGACCCAGAACAGCCAGCUUCUCCAGCGGCUGCAGCUGAAAACCAGCAAGGAGUACGUUUGGAGCAAGCGCGAAAGCACGCCAGCGGGCUCCACGCUCAUUGAGCUGGUUGAGCACGGGAUAGCACGUAUCAAGUACGCCUCGGAGACCACGGCGGCGCUAAUUGCGGAACUCAAACAGCUCUCCACCGCUGGACAGUGCAAGGUGAUGGUGGCCAUCGAUGGCUUCAAUGCCUUUUUCCAUCCGGUUACCCGCAUUUUCUCCGACAACAAGCAGCGGGUGACCCCGGAUCAAGUCACACUCACCCAGCCCUUCCUCGACAUCACCAACUAUGACUGGACGAACGGAGUGUGCAUCCUGUCCGUGGACAAGAUCGCCAUGACCGAGGGCCACAUGGACUCGUAUAUGCCGCGCUAUCUGCUCGGCCAGGAGGGCUUCGAGCAUCUGGAUCCCUUCGUGCCCAUCCACGUGGAUAACUACACGGACAAGGAGUUCCACAGCUACAUCAGCUACUAUCUCGACCGCCACUGGAUCAACAAGACGCCGCAGGGAUUCGAGGAGCAGCUCAAGUUCAUGAGCAACAAGAAUCCCUACGCGCUGAUGCAGCUGGUGAGGGCUUUGUAGAGUGGCAAUUGUCCUGUAUUUGUUAGCCAAUAAAGUUAAAUGAUUUGUUAAACACGGAACACGGAGAUUUGGUGCCUACCCUCCUCUCGAUUUUGAAUAAUUGGAGUGGAGAAUUCAAAUUGGAAAUUUAUUUAACGAUAAUCAGCAAUACAUAAUAAUGCACUGUAAAAUA